UUCCAAGAUUUUUAUAAACAUUUUUACUGACAUAACCGUUGUUCCUUAUUAUCCAUAACCGUUAUUAUUUGUUCAUCAAACAUUAAUUAAUUAUGAACUUUUGCUUUCGGCUUCAUAUAGUGUUAAGUAGUAUCGUCUUGUAUUGAUCUUGACAUCUUUUAAUGUUUUUAAUAUGAACAUUGAUAAAUUGCCUGAUGACUGCUUAUUACAUAUUUUCAAUUUUUUCGAUAAAUUUGAGACACUUCAAGAUUGCUCUCAAGUUUGCGAAAGAUGGCAAUAUUUAGUACUUCAAAGACUAUCAAAUGUUAAAUAUUUAACGGAUUCCGCAAACAUUGAGUACUAUCCUGUUAGCAGUACUAUAUUAUAUCGAGAGGAUGAUCGCAUUGGCCAGAUUGAACUAUCAGAAUGGUUUCCUAAACUUAGGAUCAUAGAAAAUUCAGGGAAAGCUGAUUGUUUCUCGAAUCCAACCGUCGAUGGACUGCUUUUGACCUCUGCAAAUUUAGAAAACUUUACUUAUUGUAAUCCAUCACUUAAAAUGUUAGCAGUUCACGAUCCCUUUGAUUUUUUUACCAACGAUAUCCAAGGACCAACGUUAAAUCAGCUGUAUGUGAGAUAUUGUCCUAUUUCCCAGUUUGGUAAAUAUGCUAAAUAUUUUCCAAAUUUGAAGCGACUUCAUAUUUCGAACUUUACACUUGACAAUUAUGAAGACGGUGUCUACACUGGACCCACUCUUGAAAAGUUAGAAAUUUUAGAAGCAAUUGGCCAUUCUCAAUGGGGAUCUCGUUAUGAUUAUCAUGGAUUCAGCCUUGCCGAUCAUUGUCCAAUUUUGAAAAGUGCACAUCAUUAUAUCGAUCGUGAUGAAGAGUUUUAUGCCAACAUUGGAAUUAAAAAUCAUUUUCUAGAAGAUUUAGUUAUAGAUCUUAAUGUCACGCCAGCUUGGUCGAUUUUAAGACGUGUAUUGUACAAGUACCCAAAUUUGAAGCAUUUGGCAAUCAGAGAAGAUUUUGACACGGGCAUCACAAAUGAAAAUGUUAUUGAAAUUAUACAAAGGUUUCCUCAUAUAACUCUUAUUGACAUUAGAAACUCAGAAAAAGUGGACGCAAAUGCAACAAGAUACAUUGAUCAAUUCUGUAGAGACCAUAAUCGUUCAAUUUCAUUAUUUUACCAAAAAAGGCCUAAGAUUACCAAGAGCUGGCCUAAUUUAUCUGCUAAAAGUACUCGUAUUGGUCGCGGACUCGAUUUCAUGAAACACUGUUUUCUAAAAGAUUAUAAUGGUUUGCCAUAUCUGUUGGAUCCUGAUGAAUAAGGAACAGGCAACAUAUAAGUUCGAAUCACUAAGAAGGAUCUAUGAAUUGUCAAUUUUUCACACUUUCCUGUCAAAUUACUCCGAUGUGCAGCAACUCGAAUCCAUUUUUCGGGAUCCAAUUUUAUUCUUACAAGAGUGAAAAGAUUGCUACAAAACACGAUAGGUCCUUUGUCUAGGAUGUUUGUCAAGUUGAAUUUAACCUGAAAUUUAACAGAAAAUUAAUAUAAGACCAUAAUGGUUGACAUUCAUGCAGGUUUGUUUCAAUUUCUCAGUGCAUCCAUUUGUUUUUCUCCAGUACUUAAUGGACAUUUAAGAUUGAAUGAAUUGUAAAACGACUAUUCAAGGGUAUCCUGAUUGUUAGAAACGAUUGAAUAUCAAAAUUAUAUUUUUCUUGAAAUCCAAAUAUUGCCAUUUUAAACGUGUUGUUGCUCCGAAACUUGUAACCCUAACCUUCAAAAACUUUUAAAUUUCUGGCGGCUGUUUCUGAAAA
Molecule: messenger RNA, 1796 nt
Organism: Tetranychus urticae (two-spotted spider mite)
Lineage: Eukaryota; Metazoa; Arthropoda; Arachnida; Trombidiformes; Tetranychidae
Molecular function (GO): protein binding
Source: RefSeq, a predicted model, not a curated record